AUGCAGAAGAUGGAUCCGUUGGGCACCGCUCUCCUUGUCCCGGCCAUGGUCAGCCUGCUUCUGGCCCUCCAAUGGGGCGGGACAAAGUACAACUGGUCGGACGGGCGGGUCUGGGGCUGCCUGGUCUGUUCGGCCGUUCUCACGGGCGCCUUCGUCGUCUCAUUGCGGUUCAACGGCGAUGACGCCAUGAUCCCUCCCCGUCUUCUCCGCGAUCGCGCGGUCGUGGGCGGCAUGCUGCUAAUAACUUGGCUUUCGGCGGCCAUGUUCACCCACGUCUUCUUCCUGCCAUUCUACUUCCAAGUCGUCCAGGGCAUGAGCGCCACGGCCUCGGGCCUACGCACCCUCGCCUAUGUUGGGGCUAUGGCCUUGGCCGGGGUGGGCGCCGGCGGCGCCAUGUCUUCCCGGAGCAGCGACGGCGGUGUCGGCUUGUCAGACCAUAGGCCGUACGCCUGGGUCGGCGCCGGCCUCUUUGUCAUCGGAGCGGGCUUGAUGCACAUGCUGACCGUCAGCUCAGGAUUGGGCAUGGUGGUGGGCUUUCAGUUGCUGUCAGGUGCCGCGCUGGGUGUCGUCUGGCAGGUUCCCUAUGUCGCCGUUCAGCGGUCAGAGAAAAUCGGCAAACGACAGGAUGACCGUGCCAUCGCGAACGCGCUCAUUGCCUUCUCUAACUCCCUGGGUGCGGCCUUAGGCAUCUCUAUCGCGCAGACCAUAUUUGCAACAACACUCGCUAAGGGGCUUGCGGGCCUCCCGGGGUUAGAUCCUAGCCAUGCGGAUGCUCUGGCAAAGGCCGGCCAGGCUGCCCAACUGGGUUCUCUUUCCCCAGAGCUUCUCGCUGCUGUGUUGCAAAUCUUUAACCACGCCAUUACAUCCACCUUUAAUUUUGCUGCGACUGCUGCAGGAGUUGCCUUCUUAUGUUGUUUCAUAUUCCCUUAG
Messenger RNA from Colletotrichum chrysophilum, 930 nucleotides. RefSeq lists its product as uncharacterized. Gene Ontology annotation, molecular function: transmembrane transporter activity. The record is from RefSeq and is a predicted model, not a curated record. Bases 1 to 930 code for a protein of 309 amino acids. Lineage: Eukaryota; Fungi; Ascomycota; Sordariomycetes; Glomerellales; Glomerellaceae. The transcript has a single exon. Gene Ontology annotation, biological process: transmembrane transport.